GACGUAACAAAAUGCGACUGGCGCUGCUUCAUUGAAAUGUUUCAUAAUGACUUCUUUAACGUGAUACUUUAGAAUAACGCUGCUUCGGGACCUCUUCAGAGUGGGACGGGCACAGAGUAAAGUGAUUUUCUUCAGUCAGUCCUCAGUGAUGGCGGCUCCAUUACCUCCAAAGCCUGGUCUGCCUGGGAUGCCCCCUCAGACGCAGCAGCCCUUGCCCCUUGGAGCCACAGCUGCCCCGGGGCAGCAGCCUCAGCCUGGCACCAUGAGGGAGAUCUCCCCCGUGUUUCUAUGUCGCAUCGGACAAGAGACGGUCCAGGACAUUGUCACAAGGACCAUGGAGAUAUUUCAGAUCUCACGUGCCACACAGCUUCCCAAUGGAGUGACCCAGAGCCAGGCCAUGUACCAGGACCGCUUUGGGAAGCUGCAGGAGCAUCUGAGACAGCUGGCUCUGCUCUUCAGAAAACUCAGACUGUUGUACGAACGCUGUGUAGAGAUGACCUCGGACCUGCAGGAGGCGCCAGCGGAGCUUGUUCCGUACGUGGGAGAGGAGCUGAUGUCCGUCAAAGUCGAGUCCUGUAGUCCGGCCAUUAUCCAAGAAAGGAAAGAAGUGAUGGAAAAAGUGCGUCAGAAAAACCAGGAGAUGAAGAUUCUGAUGGACCAGAUGAGGAACCUGCUGUGGGACGUCAACGCCAUGUUAACGCUGCGGAAAUAAUAACCUCAAACUUUAUUUAAACUAAACAAAACAGACUUUUUCAGAUUAUGGGGAAAGAGGCAUUUGCUGAUAUUCUUGUUUUAAAGUAGACCUAUUAUGCAAAAUCGAUUUUUUUUCAGAGCUUUUAAUUAUGUUAUAGUCGUUUCCUGUUUUCAUUGAUUUGUUGUUUUUGGAGUGAUUCGUGCAUGUGUCGAGUUUUCUAACACAGAAGUUAACAGACAGUUUUUUGUUUUGUUUUUUAUUAUUAUUACGUCGUUUGAGAUCAAUAUUGUGAUUUAAAAUGUGCAAAUUAUGCGCAGACACAAUGAUCCACGGGUGUCAUAGAUUAUAACUCUAUGGCAGACACAGGCACAAUAGGUCUCCUUUAAUACAAUUGAGUUUAUUGAAAUUAUAGAGGGGUUUAUCAGUAAUGAGGAGGAGUUUCCAUGGAGGAUUACUGUAUAGGUUAUGCUGGGAGUUAUAAAUGAGUUCUGGAUAAUGGUGAAAGCUCAUAUUUAGGUAAUGGACUGUAAGUAGUAUCUUAACUUUUUUGAAAAGUUGAGCUGGGUGUGUCUUUUUCUUUCAUCUUUAUUAUAGUCCAUUUAUUUGUUUAAUUUGAAUGCACUGAAUUCUGCGCUGAAAGAUGCCAAACUCCAAUCCUUUAAACUAGAAACUCACUUUUCAAAAAUGCCAAGUAGUUUUUGAAGAUUCUCUUUCAUUUUAUUCCAACAACUUCAAAAUGGAUUUUUAUUUUUGAAUCAACCACGGUAUUUUUUUACCAUUGCUAUUGACAACGGGGUGAAUUUAAGACGUACAUUUGAACAUUGUUUCACUUUUUACACAUUUAAUCACCCCAGGAAAAUCUUUUUGUACUUGGCAGCUGACAACUUGAUGUCUACUUAACCUGUUAGCAUCUUUUGCAUAUUGUGAAUUUGUCAGUUUUGCCUCAGGUUAGUUACGCAUCUUUAUAUUCACAGUAUUGAAUCUGAAAAAUGGUGUUCUCUUUUUAUCAAACGGGGAUCUCAUUGCUGUGUUUUCAAUGGGAAUAAUUGCUCUUAAUACACCCCUAUAGACUCGUAUUGUGUUUGAAUCUCAGGUGCCUGCUUCAUGUUAAGUGACUGUGCAUGUAGUUGAAUGGUUUUCUAAUACAACGCACCUGUUUGCCCUUGGGACUUUAAAAAACUGACUGUAAACAUAUUUUUGUAAACUUUGGGACUAAGGGUUUUUGCUGGGUUACCUCAUAUUUUGUACAGGCGAUCAGUUUUCUAAUAAAAUGUGUAAAUGGUUAAUUUG
Messenger RNA from Periophthalmus magnuspinnatus, 1984 nucleotides. RefSeq names its product Mediator of RNA polymerase II transcription subunit 30-like. Gene Ontology annotation, cellular component: mediator complex. Gene Ontology annotation, molecular function: transcription coregulator activity. Bases 149 to 712 code for a protein of 187 amino acids. The record is from RefSeq and is a predicted model, not a curated record. The transcript is spliced from 5 exons. Gene Ontology annotation, biological process: positive regulation of DNA-templated transcription. Lineage: Eukaryota; Metazoa; Chordata; Actinopteri; Gobiiformes; Gobiidae.